AUGGCGUACAACGUGUGCGACUCGGUAACAACAUGCGUGGUGUGGCGGCUACAGUCAACGUGUGAAAUGAGAAGCCAGUGAUUAUAUCGUGUUUAUUUCCUAAAAACAAAAUCUGCUUUAGGAGGUUCCUCUUAGCAGAAUGGCGAACACAAACCUUCAGUUCAAGACAAAUUACGCCGUUUCCAGCAAGAUCGAGCCGUUUUAUAAAGGAGGGAAGGUGCAGAUCAGCAAAGAUGAGAAGUACAUUUUCUGCACAUGUGGAUCCCGUGUUAAUGUUUUGGAGAUCAGCACAGGCAAGAUCGUCCACUGUGUGGAACAUGAUGAUCAAGAGGAUAUAACAUCAUUUGCACUGAGCUGUGAUGAUGAGAUGCUGGUGACAGCCAGCAGAGCUUUGCUACUGAAGCAAUGGGACUGGAGGCAUGCCAGUUGCACUCGCUCCUGGAAGGCCAUUCAUACCAUCCCUGUGGCCAGCAUGACCUUUGACUCCACCUCCACCCUGCUUGCCACAGGCGGUUGUGAUGCCACCAUAAAAGUUUGGGAUGUGGUUAAGCAGUACUGCACUCACAACCUUAAAGGAUCAUCUGGUGUUGUACAUUUGGUCCAGUUCCACCCUGACAUCAGCCGACUGCAGCUGUUCUCCUCGUCUCUGGACUGUGGCAUUCGGCUGUGGGACCUGCGCUCCAGUCAGUGUGUGUGCAUCCUGCAGAGCCACUACAGCGCCGUCACCUCUCUCAGCUUCAGCGGAGAUGGUGGCACCAUGAUCAGUUCUGGGAGGGAUAAAAUCUGCACUGUUUGGGACCUCAAAUCUCACCAGGCUACGAGAACUGUUCCUGUUUAUGAGGCUGUCGAGGGAGUCGUACUGCUGCCUGAGAAGACAGACUUAUCUCAGAUUGGAGUAAAAAGCAAAAACUUGCAUUUCGUCACAGCUGGCAGCAAAGGUGUGCUGAGAGUGUGGGAGGCCAGCACUGCUCGCUGUGUUUAUACCCAGACUCUUCCCUCAACCUUGACUCCGUCCUCUGAGGAAGACGAAGAGGAGGACAACCCUCGCAGUGUGACGUAUCUUUUCCACCUGCCUGCCUCCUCCAGAUUGGCUACGGUCACAGCAGAGCACAACAUACUCUUCUAUCAGCUGCCCAGUCUCACCACACACCAGCAGUUUGUGGGUUACAGCGACGAGGUACUGGACGUGAAGUUCCUGGGUAAAGAGGACAGUCACAUUGUGGUGGCCACAAACAGCUGUCAGCUGAAGGUUUUCCAACUGCUUACCAACAGCUGUCAGAUCCUCUACGGACACACAGAUACCGUCCUCACUCUGGAUGUGUUCAAAAAAGGAUUUCUGUUUGCAAGCUGUGCAAAGGACCGGUCGGUGUGUGUCUGGCAGAUGGACAGCGACAGCGGCGAGGUCCGAUGUGUAGCUCAGGGAUCCAGCCACACUAAUGCUGUGGGCUCCAUCAGCUGCUCCAGGAUGAAGGCAUCCUUCGUUGUGACCGGCAGUCAGGACUGCACCGUGAAGGUUUGGGAUCUGCCAGCAGAGUUUCCUGGAGCAGAAAUCCAUCAGCUGAGCCCCCGCACCACAGAGAAGGCACACGAUAAGGAUGUCAACAGUGUUGUGGUAUCUCCCAACGACAAACUGCUGGCCUCUGGCUCCCAGGACCGCACAGCCAAACUCUGGUCCUUAACAGGAGAUGGAAACCUGGGGCUCCUGGGGGUGUUUCGGGGCCACCGUCGGGGGAUUUGGAGCGUCUGUUUCUCUCCGGUGGACCAGGUCCUGGCCUCCUCCUCUGCAGACGGAACCACCAAGCUGUGGAGCCUGCAGGACUUUAGCUGCCUCAAGACUUUUGAGGGACAUGAUGCAUCGGUUCUGAAAGUGAUCUUUGUGAGCCGUGGCACCCAGCUGCUGACCAGCGGUUCAGAUGGUUUAGUAAAACUGUGGACCAUAAAGACCAAUGAGUGCGUGAAGACGUUGGACGCACACCAAGACAAAGUCUGGGGUCUCCACGCCAGUCGUAAGGAUGAUAAGAUGGUCACGGGCUCAGCAGACUCAAACAUCUCAGUGUGGAUGGAUGUGACUGAAGUGGAGCUGGCAGAGGAACAGGCCAAACAAGAGGAUCAGAUACUGAAGCAGCAGGAGUUGUCCAACCUGCUGCAUGAGAAGAAAUAUCUGAAGGCCCUAGGUCUAGCCAUCUCACUGGACCAGCCUCACACAGUGCUCACUGUUAUCAAAGCAAUUCGUCAGGUGGAGGACGGCAGCGAGCUGCUGGAAAAGACGCUGCUGAAACUGCGAGUAGAUCAAAAAGAGUCGCUCCUGCGCUACUGUGUUGUAUGGAACACCAAUGCCAGGAACUGUCUGGAUGCCCAGGCAUGCCUACAGGUGCUGCUGACGCACCUGCCGCCCGAGGAGCUGCUGCAGUACCAGGGGGCCCGGACCUACCUGGAGGGUCUCAUCCCAUACACAGAGAGACACAUGGAGAGGAUCGGCCGUCUGCUGCAGGCGUCCAUGUUCCUCAACUACAUGUGGCAGAAAAUGAGAGUAGCUGGAGCAUCUUCUGGUAUGAAGCAGGACGAAGAGAUGGACACUACUCCUCUCACACAGACGCAACCCUUGUUUUUCAUGGACAAGGAAAAAGUAAAAGGCAGCAGUGAUGAAAGGGGAGACGGAGGCGACAACGGUGAUGGCGGCCAAGAAGAGGAGCCGUAUUCUCAUGUGGAAGAUGAAGAGGAGGCAGAUGAAGUCAGUGCCUCAAAGAAAGCCUCCACUAACGGUGCACAAGAGAAAAACAGAAGAAGUACCAAAACCAACGGGCACCACCAGUCAGAGAGCGAGGAAAGUUCAGAGGAGGAAGAGCUGGAGGACGAUCAUGCAAUGCAAGUGAUGAAAAAUGUCCUAGUUUCAUCCGCUCCACAAUGCCGGACUUUAAGCUGACAGGAUGAUGGAGCUCACCUGUAGACGGAAACCUCCUGAGGUUUUACUCUGCAGAUCAUUAGCUGACUGACUGACUGCAGACAUCAGGAAACAAAGGGGGAAUUGAUGCAAAUCCAGAUAACAGGUUUCACUGGAAAUAUUUCUGUACCACCUAAACCCUAAAUCAGUUCAUCUAUGCCGGUUUUAAACAAGAAACAAAAGUACUGAACCAUCCUGAUUUUAUGUUUUUGUAACAGGACACCUUCCUUGAGGUGUCCUGUUACAAAAAGAACGUAGAAACGGUGGCUUAAGCAUCUAGGCUGUGUGCUAGGGCAAUUUUCUGAAAGCAAAUACUAAUUAGUAGGCAUGCAGAAGUACCUGAUCUCUAUUUACAGGAUUAGAAAUGUACAGCUUCUUCAUGUAACCCAUACAUGUAGUGAUUUAUAUGUUUAUGAAUAAAAUAUUAAUAUCUA
Molecule: messenger RNA, 3375 nt
Organism: Girardinichthys multiradiatus
Lineage: Eukaryota; Metazoa; Chordata; Actinopteri; Cyprinodontiformes; Goodeidae
Product: transducin beta-like protein 3
Exons: 23
Coding region: 140-2923 (927 amino acids)
Biological process (GO): endonucleolytic cleavage in 5'-ETS of tricistronic rRNA transcript (SSU-rRNA, 5.8S rRNA, LSU-rRNA); endonucleolytic cleavage to generate mature 5'-end of SSU-rRNA from (SSU-rRNA, 5.8S rRNA, LSU-rRNA)
Cellular component (GO): small-subunit processome; nucleolus; 90S preribosome
Molecular function (GO): U3 snoRNA binding; protein binding
Source: RefSeq, a predicted model, not a curated record